Molecule: messenger RNA, 1026 nt
Organism: Nothobranchius furzeri (turquoise killifish)
Lineage: Eukaryota; Metazoa; Chordata; Actinopteri; Cyprinodontiformes; Nothobranchiidae
Gene: crybb1l3
Product: crystallin, beta B1, like 3
Biological process (GO): visual perception; lens development in camera-type eye
Molecular function (GO): structural constituent of eye lens
Source: RefSeq, a predicted model, not a curated record
CACUAGGCUCCCAUCAGCUCACAGCCAAUGAGAAGUCAGAGUCCAGCCUUUUUAGGCUCACUCAGGAGGUGAAUGUAUUUAUAUGUUCUGGCCCACGAGGACCGCGUCCAUCAGUCUCUGCACACAUCGGCCCUUUUCAGCCUUCAGAUCUGAUCAUGUCUCACUCAGGCACCCAAGGCAGCAUCGGCAGCCACCCUGCCACCGGGCUACGCAACCACAAGAUAUACCUCUAUGAGUAUGAGAAUUUCCAAGGCCGUCGGAUGGACCUGUUCGGGGAGUGCCGUAACCUGAGUGAGAAAGGUUUCAAGAGAAUUGGCUCCAUCAGAGUUGAGUGUGGACCAUGGGUGGGAUAUGAGCAGCAGAACAUGACAGGUGAGAUGUUCAUGCUGGAGAAGGGAGAGUACCCCCGCUGGGACACCUGGUCCAACAGUUACAGGUGUGACUGCAUGAUGUCAGUCAGACCCGUCCGGAUGGACCCCCAGGACCACAAGAUUUGUCUGUAUGAAUGUAUGAACUUUGAGGGUCGGAAGAUGGAAGUGUGUGAUGAAGAUAUUCCAAGCUUGUGGUCUUACGGCUUCCAGGAUCGUGUCGGCAGCAUUCAGGUCACCGGUGGAACCUGGGUGGGGUACCAGUACCCCGGCUACCGUGGCUACCAGUAUGUGCUUGAAAUGGGCUCCUACAAGCACUGGAAUGAGUGGGGGUCCCACCACCCCCAAGUCCAGUCCAUCCGCCGAGUGAGAGACAUGCAGACGCACCGCCGAGGCUGCUUCGAGCUGACCUCAUAGAUGGAGGAAACAACAGAAGCUCAGAGAAAUGUCACGCUGCUAAACAUCCUCAGAAGCCACUCAAAAAGCCUCUUAGCUUUGAUGGUCCUACACUCACUAAGAGAUUAACAAUCUGUGGGAUUGUACAUGACUGAAUGGGAUUAGAAAUUCUUCAGUAAUAACAAUUUAAACAAGAACAAUCAUUAGUAAUUGUGUAUUAAUUUGUUUCAGCUCUAUUUUCAAUCAAACCCUGUAUUUCUCU